Messenger RNA from Plutella xylostella (diamondback moth), 843 nucleotides. RefSeq names its product integrator complex subunit 12 (gene IntS12). NCBI's taxonomy places the organism in Eukaryota, Metazoa, Arthropoda, Insecta, Lepidoptera, Plutellidae. Gene Ontology annotation, cellular component: integrator complex. Gene Ontology annotation, biological process: snRNA 3'-end processing. The record is from RefSeq and is a predicted model, not a curated record.
CAAAACAUUCGCGAUUAUUGUUUCUAUUUUAUAUUUCUAUUUGAUAAAUUUGAUUUCUAUUGAUAUCCAGCAAUAUCCAGAUUCUUUCAUUAUGUCUUCAAUAGAUUUUGACCCCGCUAUUAAGCUCUGUCUAAAACAUUUGCAUUCUAGUGCGCCAGAUUCUACGGAACAACUUCGUCUUACACUUGACGAUCUCAUCCGCCAAACGUAUGGAAGUUCGAAGACGCUCGGCAAUGUGCUCCCGAAGAAGUACUUGGCGGAGGAAAAGAUGGGUUCUCCCUCUAGAUCUAAGCAUAAAAGCGACAAGACAUCGAGCGUUAAGACUGUACCAGUGCCUCAACAGAGUCCCCAACAAAUCCAGAUUCCCGAGAGUGAGAAUGAUGAUGGAGAGCUGCCAUUCGACCUGCUAGACGAGGACCUGACGUGCGCCGUGUGCCGGCAGAUCGCCGUGCAGGCCGGCAACCGCCUGGUGGAGUGUGAUGCGUGCCAUGCGCUCUACCAUCAGGAUUGCCACAAGCCAGUGAUAAGUGACAAUGACAUGGGCACGGGCUGGCAGUGUGCACUAUGCCUCACUUCUCAAGGCUUUGUUGUAGCCGGUUAUUCCAACUCGAGCAAGUCCUCCCCAGCAUCUAAGUCUCCUACUCGAGUGUCGUCGGGCACAACCACCCCCGUGAAGAUCUCUUCAUCUAGUAGUUCAUCAUCAUCUUCAUCUAAAGUUGUCACUCCAAAUAUUAACAUCAUUUCGGCUGACAAAAGGUUGCAAAUAAUGAAGAAGAAAGCUGCUAAGCAACAAGAGAAAAAGAAACACAAAUGAUUGUAAUAAAAUUUAUGGAUUUAACUAAU